Messenger RNA from Harpia harpyja (harpy eagle), 9494 nucleotides. It is a transcript of the gene CACNG5, whose product is annotated as calcium voltage-gated channel auxiliary subunit gamma 5. Bases 5550 to 6389 code for a protein of 279 amino acids. The record is from RefSeq and is a predicted model, not a curated record. Gene Ontology annotation, biological process: postsynaptic neurotransmitter receptor diffusion trapping; neurotransmitter receptor internalization; calcium ion transport. Lineage: Eukaryota; Metazoa; Chordata; Aves; Accipitriformes; Accipitridae. Gene Ontology annotation, cellular component: postsynaptic density membrane; AMPA glutamate receptor complex. The transcript is spliced from 6 exons. Gene Ontology annotation, molecular function: channel regulator activity; voltage-gated calcium channel activity.
GGGCAUUGCGUUCGCUGAAAGCGGCACUACUUCAGCAGGAAUGCUGAAAAGGAGUAUUUCAGCUGAAAAAGAGUGUUUCAGCUGAGUUUUGUACAGUAGCAGUGGGUGCCGGUGGCGUGAGCCGGGCAGGCAGCUUUGCAGGAGGAGCGUUCCCACAUUUCCACCACUUUUGCCCUUUGGUUUCACAAGUGCCGUGCAUUUGGGCCUCUUUCAGAGGCUCAUCUGUUGCUGGAUUUUUCAGGGCACUGGUUCAGUCUGUUGCAUUGUGACCCACGUAAAAAGCCAAAGGGCAGGAGACUGGCUCUCAGCGCUCGUCCCGCUGCCAUCGUGCCUUCCCCUUGGCCGCCCUGCGGCUGCUCCACGUGGCAUCCAGGGGACAGAAAUGCUUCUGUGCAUAUAUUUCCCCAGUUCCUUGCUGUAUUAUUGUAGCUGUUGAAUAUAUUCAUUGAGCUGAAUGAAUCCCCACCUGGCAGCAUCCAUACCGCAGCAUUUGCAGCUUCAGCUUCAUUUAUGGAGAGGGAAGGGAAUAUAAAAUACAAAAGGGAAAUAAUGCACAAGCCUGCAGAGGCUUCAACGGUAUCGGCAAGCUGUGAGCUGCGCAAGCGUAUGGCUGGAGAGAGCGCCGGGAGCUUUUCAUAAGUCAGCUGGGAAGAUUUAAAGCCCUGGGUUUAAGAUGGCAUUUUUAAAAUAACUAGAUGAUGGAGUCUAGGUCAAAAGUUAUCUGGGAAUCUUAAUCUCACGGAAAUUAAAGGGAACUGGGGUUCUAGGUGUGCUCUAGAAAGAGGAUUUGGAAUCAAAUUCACACCAAUUUUAUCGCUGUAUAGCCACAAACUUCUGACAUUUAUAGUAAAAUAUUUACUGAGAAAAUGGAAUUUGUCAGAGGACGACACUGAUGCAUCAUCAAGCUUGGAAAAUGGGCUGUUACAGAUGAGUGGGAUUUGUGUCUGGUCCCUUUGGAAGAUGGGACUUGCAGCUUUUCCUUUAUUAUGAGGGAGGUAUCGUUGCUCAUCAGUGAAAAACGUCAUUAGAGUGGUGCUCAUGGCUGCACUGAGAGGGGGAUUAUUUGAGCACCACGGCAGAUGGCAUCCACUGACCCAAGACAACUUGGGGAUAAUUCAUUUUCCCACUGGGUGCCCAUCCAGUGCUGCUGGGUGACGUCCCCAGGGAGCAGAGGCUCAGGUCUGCCAGGGCAGGACCUUGCUCACCCUCGAAGCCCUACAAGUGGGCAGCCCCAUGGCCCUGGCUUCUUCUCAGGGGACAUUAAACACUGGUUACAAUAGAUGUCCCUUGUCUGUGUGGCAGCUCUGGCUGGGAAUACCUCUGCUUGCUCAGAGAGGUGCGGUGGGUUAUGUUUGGUAGAUGUGGCCCGAGCGUGGGAUUGCAGUGGGGUCCUGGGUGGGCAUCCGUGUCCCCCCACCUUCUUCCAGCCCCCAGGACAGCAGGGAGAGCAGAGCUGUGAGCGUGGUGGGUAGAAACCUCCCUUUUUGUGGCAGUCAGAAAGUCGGGUGUAGAUGGGAGGGGAGUCUCUGUAUGGGUUUGGUUAUUAAAAAUUCAGCAACGGAGGUUGAUAACAUAACGUCAAGCCCAGGUGAGACUCACACAGGCAUGUGAUGGAUUAGGAGGAGUUGAAGCUUCACCCAGUAGAGAAUUAGUAAAACUGGGGGGUGGGAAGCCCAGAAACAGCAACCAUUGCUUAGACACAUGCAGAUAGGAAGAGUUUUCCAGUCUUCCCUUUCCCAGGGCAAAGUCACUCCCUGGGUGCCAUGUCCCAAGCAAAAGCUGAGCCAUCUGUUUGUAAGGAUUAGGACUUCAGGGACUGGGAUACAAUAUAUCACAGAAGAAAAAUGUUUUAACUAUUUGGGAAAUACUUAACCGAGGUGAUGCUCAAGACACUGCAGACUGUACCGGAGCCAGGUGAGAAGCACUGAUGUGGGGGCCCACGGGAGGUGCUGGCACAAGGUGGGACGGGAAAUCCUGGAGCAUCCUCCACCGGCUCUUACGGAGGGACGGACCAUGAACAUCCCGCCUGCCUCACAGCUGAAAGCAUGACUCGAAGCCCGUUGUCCGAGAGCCCUUCCCAGGACCACGGCAGGGUCUGGGUGAAGCCGUGGUGGGACUGGUGGCUGCUCUCCCUUCGUCUCCUGCCACCGUGCCUUUUACCCAAGUGAGGGUGGCUGCCAUCGCUUUCUACAAGAACAGAAAGUUUUGCCUUUAGCAUUGCCAAAAUACCUGACCCAAGCUGGGGCUCUGCUUUCAUUUCUUGCCAUCCCCAGCUUCCCUCAUGUCAGAUUUCCCCUGGUUCCUGCUGCCAUGGCAGCUCAGUGGUGGUGGCUCUUGCAGGGAUGCUCAGAGCUGCACUGACUUUAUAUUCAAUAGAAAACGGUCCUCUGCUGGGUGCUGUUGGGAGACCCUGGAAGCUGCAGACGGCCAGAAGCAACACAGCAAACCCAACCUAGAAAACUGAGUGAUUUGGAAAGUGUUAAAUCCUUCUGAUGCUGGAGUUGCUGCUUGGGAAGCAGCACGUCUCUCCUGAAGCACAGAAAAGGUGAGCUACAGGCAGGAAAGAAAUUGGGACAAAACUGCCCUUUUCUGUACAACGACUUAAGGAGGGUGGGGAUGGCUGAAGAAGAAAGCAAUGUCAGCAUCAUGUGUGUCAACUGUUCUACAGUUCUUACUGUAAAAUAGCUUACAGACUGCAUGGAGGAGAAAACAUCAGGUCAUUCUAUAGGUGGUAGGAGAGGUGCUGCUGGGUGGGUGCCGCAUGGUGAUACAAAGGGACGGUGUGAAUAGGAGAGGGGUGUAGGUAAAGACCAGCUACACAGUCAGACCAAGUUUCACCUGGUAAUGGGUGCUGGUCUGGGGGAAGGAUGGAGAAAGAAUGAGACCGAGUCUAUUCCCUGCCUGUUCCCACAGACUUUCCCAGGACAUGGCUGCGCUUCUCCGUGCUGAGCAGGGCAGGCAGCCGAUGUCCUUCCGAGGCCACGCUGGGCUUGGUACCGAACCGCGCUCCUCUGACCGGGCCAUGCUCCCUGUGCCUGGGCUCAGGCUGCUUCAUGCCCUGCAUGGUUUUUCCUACCCUGUCUGCUAGGACAUUUACAGUUAAAUCCUGGAAAUGGCAAUGAAUCUUGCUAAAAUCAGGGCAGUAAAGAGUUUAAUAUCUCCAAUGAUGUGUAAAUGCUGAUUAUGUACUUUAAGAUCACAUAACACGACUAUUAAACCCAACAAGCUACACAAAGCAAAGACCUUUCCUAUGUGAAGAUGGGACCAAACUUCUGCAGCUGCUCAGCGUCAGACCUGGAGAGCUUGUGCACCAAGACCCCACCACCGGCAUCUGAGGAGUUGUGUCCCAAACUGCUUAAGCAAAGCUGGAUGGAGCAGCCCUUGUGUUUGGUAACCGGGUUUAAUGGCAGCCACGAAUGGCACUUGGGUUAUUAAGAUAUUUGCUUGAGGCGUGGACGAUACAGCCCUUCUCAGCUUUCUUUAUGCCAUCGUUUCAGUACUCAGAAGCUUUGCUGUAAAGCUGCUUUCUAAGUGGGGAAAGGGGAAUGUAAUCUCCUGGCCAACAAGGCAUCUGCUUCAUACUAGCAAUCGUGUUUAAUCACGUCGAGGGGAAGGCAGUCUCGGCGGCGGUGGCCGGUGCGUGCAGCCUGCCCAACGUGCCGCUUGUCUGUGGCCUUCAGAGACGCCAACGGCACUCGGGGGAUUUCUUGCUUUCUCUGAUUUAUCACACUGCAAGUGUUCCUAAAACCACUCCAGCUGCCAGCGCUGGCGAGAAGAGCUGCAGCGGCAGGGGCAGAGCCGCGGUGGGCACGGGUACCCGGGGCUUGCCUCUCUCCGCCACCGACACGGGGGAGGUGGAAGAGUUUUAAUUAGCUUUUGAUGCUAUUUUUUACCUCCCAGCACUGCUUAAUUUAGCUCAAGCUGUCAUACACUGAUUGUUAAGGGGAAAGGAAGGAAACGGGGGUGUUAGCCCCUCUCUGCUGAGCAGCUUGGCAGGAGCAGCCACAUCUCCUGAAACCUGGGCUGCUAGCUGGGGCUUUUCUUAGACCUUCUAUAGCCAUAAAAGUUUAUUGCCCAGAGAAAUUUCAUGCGCUGGCAUUCAUAAUACAUGGCUCCUGCAGGGCUUGUGCUGCAUUUGUAGGUUCUGUUCACACCCACUUCAGUUUCAACAACAUAAAUAUCUUAUGGAAAAGGCGCCUGAGAUCUUCAAUCAUGCUGUGACCUGCCUUGCCGCUGGAAGGACACAGAGACCUUGAAAAGCUGUCAUUGUGCAAGGAAGAGGUUUAUUCUCCUCUCUGUAAUAUACAAGGCCAUUGCAGGACUUUGUGCCGUCUUAAAUGACACGUGGAAGUGAACAAGAACCAACUGUUAAAGAUUUAAUAUUCCCUUAGACCAGCCCAGCCUUGGUCCUGGUGUGAAGUGGAUGCGGGCAGCUGAGCCAGCUGCUCUCCUCCAGCCAUCGCAUACGCCAUGAGAUUACGUUGCCUUCGCUUAUCCCUGCUGCUGGGUCUGCUCAGGCUCCUUCUGCGCCAGCCAAGGUGAGCAGAGGGAAGGACUACGCUGAAGCCAGAAAAGGGUCACUGGAUCGUCAGGUUACUGGAGUUUCUGUAUUUAGGAUAUAAAGUACAACCUGUAAUGUACGGCACGCAGAGGUUAAUAGGCAAGCACCGCUCCGCGCAGCACACAGUAACGAGAUUUCUGCAGAUCUUAUAGCAAAGUCGCCAGCUGGUUUGCUUUGCAGCACUAGAAAUCCCCCUUUUAUUCUGCUUUUGUAGCUCUUUGCAGGGUAUUGAAACCAGCAGUUUGACUCAUGUCCCUGACUGCGAGCACUCUGACACGAUGCAAGUAGGUGAAUAUUGUAUGUCAGCUUUGAGAUGCAGAAGGUGAGAGGGCAUUGGGAAGGGCUCUGCGAAGGAAAGGGCUCAGCUAUUGUUAGUGAUGGAAACUUUGUGUGUGUAUAUAUAUAGUUUAGUCCUGGGGAACUGGACUUGGGUGCAUGGGCAAUAUUGCACGCUCAGAUUUUUAGCUAUUUCCCUCUUGAGAAAUGCACUUUGUGUAACACUUUCCUACAAAACCACAGGGUAGGAGCUGCCGGUGUGUGGAUACGGAGCCUGCCAUCCGCCUGUCCCUGCAUCCCAGCCUCGUACAUCCCUCGUGUGAGUCGGUCGGAGGCGGAGAGCCGAGGCUGCGUCCUCUCCUACGGUCCAGGAGCUCUCCCCUGCCGCUGCCAAAGCCACCCCACUCCCAGCUCCUCCCAGAGCCGUCCAGCAGCCGAAGCAUCCAUCGAGGACCCUCCUCGCUGUGACGCUUGCCUCGCGGUCGGUCUGCCAGAACGUGAGCUUCCCACCUUCACAGCCAGCGUCACAGGUUUUCCACUUCCCAAAGCGUUGCUUCAGCUGGGAUUAAAAGAGCUCGACCUAUAUAAGCAAUUAAGGGCAGAGGGCAAAGCUUUGACACAUCCGUUCCCCCAAAAAAAGCUGUAGACGGCUCCGUGCUGACGGCUGCGUCCCCUCUCCCGGCAGCUGUCCCCAUUCCAGCCUCGGCCCCUUAUGCUGUUGGGAAUGAGCGCCUGCGGCAGGAAGGCGCUGACCCUGCUCAGCAGCGUGUUCGCCGUCUGCGGCCUCGGCCUCCUGGGCAUCUCCGUCAGCACCGACUACUGGCUCUACCUGGAGGAGGGCAUCGUCCAGCCCCAAAACCAGACGGUGGAAAUCAAACUGUCGCUGCAUUCGGGGCUCUGGAGGGUCUGCUUUCUGGCAGGUGAAGAGCGUGGCCGGUGCUUCACUAUCGAAUACGUCAUGCCCAUGAACAUCCAGCUGACAUCCGAAUCCACAGUCAAUGUCCUGAAGAUGAUCCGCUCUGCCACCCCCUUCCCUCUGGUCAGCCUCUUCUUCAUGUUCAUCGGCUUCAUCCUGAGCAACAUCGGCCACAUUCGGCCUCACAGGACCAUCCUCGCCUUCGUCUCGGGGAUAUUCUUCAUCCUGUCAGGUCUGUCCCUGGUGGUGGGGCUGGUCCUCUACAUAUCCAGCAUUAAUGACGAGAUGCUGAACAGGACCAAGGACUCGGAAACGUUCUUCAAUUACAAAUACGGAUGGUCAUUUGCCUUCUCUGCCAUCUCGUUCCUUCUCACGGAGAGCGCCGGGGUGAUGUCCGUUUACCUGUUCAUGAAGCGAUACACGGCCGAGGACAUCUACCGACCUCACCCCGGCUUCUACCGUCCCCGUCUGAGCAACUGCUCCGACUACUCGGGGCAGUUCUUGCACCCGGACGCGUGGGCGCGGGGACGCAGCCCUUCGGAUAUCUCCAGCGAGGCGUCCCUGCAGAUGAACAGUAACUACCCGGCUCUGCUCAAGUGCCCCGACUACGACCAGAUGUCCUCGUCCCCGUGCUGAGCCCCGCCACCCCUGCGCCCGCUCCCACCCAAGCGCCGACAGUCGCCGCGUCCUGGCUCCGUUUGUCAUUUAUUUUUCAGGCCACUCUUUCAGGGCAAUUCUCUAUUUAUAGGAGCAUAAAUAUAACCAGGGAGAUUGGUUAUAUAACCAAUAAUGUAACCUAGAGAAUUGGGAUAUUUUCCUUUCUUUGGUUUUGUUUUUUUUUUAUUAUUAUUAUUCUUCCCUGCAUAACUAAAAAUCUCUCCAAAGUCCUCUUCUUUCGGCUCAUCCCGCUGAGCAAACAGCAGUUCUGCCUGGGGGAUAAAUCCAGGGCUGGACUUGAGAGCAGAAAAAAGAAAAUAGAGUAGAACUAAGGAAAAAAAAAAAAAGUGGGGGUUUUUUUGGUUUAGGUAGGCUGCAAAAGUUUGUGCAUUUGCCUGUAUCAUUUAAUUAUAAAUUUACUGGCCUAAGUGCCUGCAGGCAUAAAAGAUUUGUGUAAAUUUCCAAGAAAUAGCCAUUAUUAGAAAAAUAUAAAUUUUGUCUUGAUUCAAUAUUUACUGAUCGGUAUAUCUCAUUGCUGGAUUUCACUUUUAACCAGGCUGUAACGGGAAAUAGCCAUCUUUCUCCUCUAUACCUCAGCAGGCUUAGACACAAGCGGGUGGUUGUUUCUCUAUGGCCACUUGCAAACUGUUGCUUAAAUAUCCCGUGUUAGACUGGAGGCAUUAGAGCCCUGGGGUGUCCGGGCUGUCGGGGUGGCUCAGGCACCCACCUUUCCUUCACCAUCCCAUAGACUGGAAGUCUGAAGAGUGACUGGGAGAAUUUCAGUGCAGCGUUGAGUGGGAAACUACCUAAAAUCUUCCCAUGGGAAAUAUUAGGCGCAGGACUUAGGGGAAAUUAUGGCCAGAAGUGCAAGUUACUUUGGUGAAAGGCAAGAUCCCAAAUCGGUGUAAAGUGAUGUAGCUGAAAUUAAUGGCACUAGUCCACUGUAGCAAAGUAGUUGGCUUAUAUUUCAUUUUGGCAAGAAAAUGGUAUUUUAGCUGGGUUUUUUGUGUGUGCAUGAACCUUAUUUUGAGGUUUUCAGUUUUAAAAUUUCAUAUGAUGCUUUGGCAUUUUGGUCUUAGAAGACUUGACAGCUGCCAGGGUUAGAGCAUCACUCUGAUUGAAAAUGAAGGGCAGGGAGGAAAAAGCUGUGCUCCCUCGUGCGCUCCUGUGCAAGCCAUGAGCUUGUCCCCUCGCAGGAGAAAGAGCUUUGUCCAAACUUUAUUUCUGUUCUUGUUAUUUUAAACCUUUCUGAAAAUUUCCUUUCUGUAAAACAAAACCUUCCAGGGAUUCUUGGUAUAUUUGAGCUUGUUUUGUCUUACUGUAGUUGAAACAAAUAGAAUAUACGCACUUUUAACCUCAUUUGUAGCAUACCAUGUAAUGAAUGUUACACCUCUUUUUAAUUAUUUAUUAUUUAUUUAUCAUGUAUUAUUUAUAAACUACUCCAAAAUAGGGUCCAAGUCCUGGUGCAGCACCACUACUUGCGUCAACUCUGAUGCCCAUCCUGUGGGACCCCACUACAAGCCUAUAUAUCCAGCCAACUCUUGAACAGGAUUAUUUCCUCUCCAGUCUCUUCAGAUAAGCAAGUAAUGUAUAUCUAGUGUCACUGAUUCCUAAUUUGCUAAGUUUUAAAACCAGGGCAUCCUUUUGUAUACACAGUAGUAUUUACCCUUAGUUUUUGUAUUACCCUCAAGCAUUUGUUUUCUCAUUUUAAAACCCAGUUUGUAAGUGCUAUGUGACAGGUUCACUGCUGGGAAGGUUUAAGCAUUAAAGCAUAAACCAGCCCCACCAUCCAGCGAUAAAGCUUGCUGGCCCUUAUCUGUUCACCCCAGCCAGAUAAACCAUCAGUUUUCUGCUGGGAUCUCUAUAUUCAGUGGGAAUUACGCUCCAAGAAAGCACUGGAGUUCACAUAUGAUGAUCUCGCAUUUGCAGAGCCCAAUCUAGUUUGCUGGGUUUGAUGUUAGCGGUUUCUGGGGGCUCAGACACAGUUGCCUUUGCAUCCUCCCCUUGAUGGAUCCUUUAUAAUUCUCAGCCCUUCUUGGAAGAGGAAACCUUCGGGAUCACCAAAAUCGCUGAUGCUCAGAGGCGUGAGGGCUGUCCCACACAGCUACGUUCUCCCACGCUGGGGAGUCAUUUAGUGCAGUUAAUCCUGUGCAGCAUCGUGAGACGUCCCUGUCCCCGAGUGGAAUUUUCCUUUGUACUGAUUAAAUACAGAAUAAUUCAUUUUAUAAAUUAAAAUGUCUGCCUACAUAAGCAGAAGAAAUGGAGGAAAAAAAAAAAAAAUUCAUACCUUCCUCAAGGCCCCAGAAGGUUUAGCAGAGUCUAGGGGCAAAUUAGGAAAGUAAUUAUUUCAAUUCGUUGGAGAGAUUCUCAUCAUGUGGCUGCAUUUGUGAGCCCAGGAGUUCACAUGUUCACCCAGUGAGCACAAGCCCUUUGUAAGUAAGUGCAGAACUGCCAAAAGAAAUCUGUCAAAAUAAGUGUUUGCUGUCGGUUCAGUAAAUGCUGGUUUGGGGCAGGAAAAUGUGGUGCUUGGUAAAGCACGGGCAACAGUGGUUGUGCCUUCGGGUGGUGUUGCUGUCCCCCUAACAGUGCCCGGUGUGGCAGCAGCUCUCGGCAUGGAUGACUGUGGGCCUCUAAAUGCCAAUAUCACACUUUCCUUGACUGGGGAGAAACUUCUCCAGAGCCUCUGAGGCACGGAGACAUGAGUGUGGCGUGGGUGAGGUGGUGGGGCAAGCUGCGGAGCCACCCUGCGAGGUCCUUCUCCCCCCAAGCAUCACCCUGUGGUUGACGUUCUCCACAGCGAUAAAUGCUCAGUAAAUAGAUGUAGUACCCUCUUAGGACACCUAUUCAUCAUUUAAACACCUCUCCUAGUCAUCUGGCAUGGUUUCACCCCACCUUAGUCUCUGUUACACCACAUCCCUCCCUCCUUGAGUAACACUGCCCAGUUGCCUCCUUUGGGCUCUCUCCCACCCCUGUUUCAGUGCUGGCGUCCCGCUGUGUUCUUUCUGUGUCUGUUGCUUGGAUUGCAAUAAAUAAAAAGUGGAGCCUGAGGAUAAACUAGCAAUUAAAUUAGAGGUUUAACCCCUA